ACAGUGCACAAUAGAAGCUCAUCGAACUGUGCUGAAACUGUGGAGAGGGUUGCGCAGACUUUGCAUUGAGGAUCCAGUUAGCAGUGGUGUUGUUAUCGAGUCGGUGGUCGAAGUCAUGGCGUCCCAAGUGCCUCGUGUGAAGUUGGGGUCUCAGGGUCUGGAAGUGUCGCAGCAGGGACUGGGGUGCAUGGGCAUGAGCCAGUUCUACGGGCCUCCAGCACCGGAGCAGGACAUGAUCGACUUGAUUCACCACGCUGUCGAAAGAGGGGUCACGUUUUUGGACACUGCGGAUAUGUAUGGACCUCAUACUAAUGAGAUGCUUGUGGGCAAGGCAAUCAAGGGCAUUCGGGACAAAGUGCAGAUCGCUACGAAGUUCGCCAACUACAUCGACGAGAAUGGAAAUUACAGCAUAAGAGGUGACCCUGAGUACGUGCGAGAAGCAUGUGAAGGAAGCUUGAAGAGGCUGGGAGUGGACUGCAUCGAUCUCUACUACCAGCAUCGUGUCGACACCAAAGUUCCGAUCGAGAUAACGGUAGGGGCGAUGGCGGAGCUGGUGAAGGAGGGAAAGGUGAAGUAUCUGGGGCUGUCGGAGGCGUCAGCGUCCGAAAUUAGGCGUGCACAUGCGGUGCAUCCCAUCACUGCGGUGCAGAUGGAAUGGUCACUGUGGGCUCGUGAUAUCGAGGAAGAUAUUGUUCCCACUUGCAGGGAGUUGGGAAUCUCAAUUGUGUCAUAUAGUCCUCUGGGUCGUGGCUUUUUCGCGGGGUUUAAAGCACAGGAAGCCAAAGAAAAUGAUUUCCGGUCCUAUCACGUGAGAUUUACGGGAGAGAACCUGGAGAAGAACGAGAGACUGCGACAACGAGUGGUGGAGAUAGCGGAGAAGAAGAACUGUUCGAUUAACCAGCUCGCUCUGGCAUGGGUUCAUCACAAAGGCAAGGACGUGGUACCCAUACCCGGUACGACGAAAAGGAAGAACCUGGAUUCCAACAUCGAUUCAUUGCAAGUAUCAUUGACAGACGAGGAGAUCGCAGAGCUGGAAGCAGCGGUGCCCCAGGAGGACAUUGCAGGAGACCGAUACAACCCAGAACAUGCGCACAACACAUGGCGCAACGCGAGCACACCACCCCUGUCUUCAUGGAAGUGAAGUUUUUGUUGUGAAGUAGGUCGGAAGAGUUUGAUUAUCGGUGAAGUCGAGUCUGUAGAAAUUCGAGCAGUAGUGUGGUCGGCAUCUGCGUACAUGAAGCCGAAUUUAUAAGUUGUUGUACUGAUGGUUUCGUGAAUGUGGAGGGUCGGUUACGUGCUGCUCUGAGCAGAUGAGACAACAAUGUUCAUACAUUGCGAAGUGUAUUAUUCAGGAAGGUUCGUGAAGGAGGGGGAAGUGGCUGCAGAGUGAUACUCAAAUGUUACUGCUACCCCAUUUUUGCAAUUCUGUAAUAUGAACAAUAUCAUAUUCCUCAUCUACGACAUGUGUUGUGUCUGGCGUUUGAACAUUUUCGUAGGAAAUAUGUUAAUAUUAAUCAGAUGGUUAUGUUGUAACAACUAUUUUUUAUGAAUGUAAUCAGAAUGUCCUUUUCUAUGGACGUUUUAUGAAA
Molecule: messenger RNA, 1589 nt
Organism: Physcomitrium patens
Lineage: Eukaryota; Viridiplantae; Streptophyta; Bryopsida; Funariales; Funariaceae
Product: putative aldo-keto reductase 2
Cellular component (GO): cytoplasm
Source: RefSeq, a predicted model, not a curated record